ACAAAAUUUUAAACACUGUUGUGUUUUUGUUUUUGUCUCUUCUUGAACCAAGAAGGUCGGUAUAGGUUAUGGAGAAUGGAAUUGGAGGGCUGAGACAUAUGUUGACGACGGUCUUCCUUUCUGGCUUCGCCGGAUUCAUGGUAGUACCGGUGAUUACCGACGUCACCGUCGCCGCCGUGUGCUCCGGUCCAGAUGACUCAUGUUCUCUGGCUGUUUACCUCACUGGUUUCCAACAAGUGGUAAUAGGGAUGGGGACGAUGAUAAUGAUGCCAGUGAUCGGGAAUUUAUCAGACAGAUAUGGGAUUAAAACAGUCCUCACACUUCCUAUGUGUCUCUCCAUUGUUCCUCCUGUAAUUUUAGGGUACAGAAGGGAUACAAAAUUCUUCUACGUGUUUUAUAUAAGCAAGAUUCUGACCUCUAUGGUAUGCGAAGGCACCGUCGACUGCCUCGCUUAUGCUUAUGUGGCAGAAAAUAUUCACGGUAGUAGAAGAAUAUCAGCAUUUGGUAUAUUAGCUGGUAUCAAAACAAUCGCUGGACUUUUCGGUACACUAGUUGCUCGUUUCCUACCCAUAGCUUUGACUUUCCAGGUUUCUGCUAUAGCAUUUCUCGUUGGCCUUGUCUACAUGAGAGUUUUCCUAAAGGAAAGGCUAAACGAUGAUGAAAAUGAUGAUCAUCAUGGUACGUAUGGUCAACAUGAACAUGGUAGUAAUGAUGUGGGAAUGUUAGAAGAGCCGAUUCUUAACGACAGACCCAUUAAGACACGUGUGUUUCACAAGAAGUAUUCUUCAUUGAAAGAUACCAUCAGCUUGAUGAAGACUAGCACCAUAUUCGUGCAAGCAUUGGUUGUUACAUUCUUCAGCAGUUUCUCAGAUAGUGGAAUGGAGUCAGCUUUCUUGUAUUUUCUGAAAGCACGUUUUGGAUUUGACAAGAAACAGUUUGCUGAUCUCUUGCUCUUGAUUACCAUCGUUGGAUCUAUCUCUCAACUAUUUGUUCUGCCAAGAUUUGCAUCUGCCAUUGGAGAACGCAAGCUUUUAUCAACAGGGCUUUUCAUGGAAUUCAUAAAUAUGGCCAUUGUUAGUAUUUCUUGGGCACCAUGGGUUCCUUAUCUCACUACUGUCUUUGUACCUGGAGCCUUGUUUGUGAUGCCCUCAGUUUGUGGUAUUGCCUCAAGACAGGUUGGAUCUGGUGAACAGGGAAAGGUGCAAGGAUGCAUAUCUGGAGUUAGGUCCUUUGGCAAAGUUGUGGCACCAUUUGUAUUCAGUCCAUUGACAGCAUUGUUUCUUUCGGAUAAUGCGCCGUUCUAUUUCCCUGGAUUCAGCCUUCUUUGCAUCUCCUUGUCCUCGUUGAUCGGGUUCUUUCAAAGUCUAUUGAUUAAUGAUGUUCUAACUUCACCAUUGAACAAAGCAAUCAACAAGAUCUCAGAAGAGGAAGUGUGAUUACAAGAACUCAUCAAGUUAUAUAUAAGAUAAGAGUGUAUAUAUAUAGCUUUGUAGUAUAUGAUAAAAAUUUAUGUCGAUCAAUAUAUUCAAAAUAUGAUCACAAAUGUAGACAAAAGAAAAAUAUAUAUUAUUAGUUACAUAAACUAAUGAUUUAAUGAUUAA
Messenger RNA from Capsella rubella, 1601 nucleotides. RefSeq names its product tetracycline resistance protein, class A. Gene Ontology annotation, biological process: transmembrane transport. The transcript is spliced from 14 exons. Gene Ontology annotation, molecular function: transmembrane transporter activity. The record is from RefSeq and is a predicted model, not a curated record. Bases 69 to 1436 code for a protein of 455 amino acids. Lineage: Eukaryota; Viridiplantae; Streptophyta; Magnoliopsida; Brassicales; Brassicaceae.